UUUGCCUUAGACCCACGUAGGCCAUUCUUAUUUCUGCAUCAUGAACGCCAUUGCAAUGUGGUUUGGUGUGAUCUUGGCAUGCCUUUUGAUCGCAUCUUCGUCGUCUUUGCCACAGCCAUCACACAAUUUGGAGAAACGAAAUGCUCCGUGUAAAGUCUGCAAACAAAAACCUCUGGACAUCGCCUUCAUCAUCGACUCAUCGAGCAGCGUGUGGCCGGAGAACUUCACCCUCGGCUUGUGGUUCGUGCAGGACUUCGUUGACAUCUACGACAUCUCCCCGACCAAGGUUCGAGUCGCCGCCGUGACGUUCGGAGACCGCGUCUACACGGAGCAGGCGUUCCACUUUGGAGACUACACGGAGAAAGAAGCGCUCAAGAAGGCCAUCACAGACUUGGAGUUCAUGGCCGGACUGGCCACGGAAACUGGCGAGGCCAUCAAAUUUUACAGAGAAAACCUGAAGCCCGAGGGUCGGGACGGCGUGAAGCAGAUCUGCGUGGUGCUGACGGACGGGAACUCCCAGGACACGCAGAAGACGGCGGACGAGGCGCAACUCACCAGAGAGGAGGGCAUCGAGAUGUUCGCCAUCGGGGUGGGCCACUCCGUGUCCGAGACCGAGCUCAGGAACAUCGCCGGCACAGACAACAACGUCAUGUCCGUCAGCAACUAUGACCUCCUCAGAACUGUCAAGUCGAGGCUCGCAUACAAGGCUUGUGGCUCAAACCCAAUACCUGAAGUAGUCUGCCGAGACAACCCUAUAGAUAUCUCUUUCGUGGUGGACUCCUCGUCCAGUAUUGAUCCGAACGAUUUCCAACUGGGCCAGGACUUCCUGAAGGAGUUCGUGCAGACGUUCCACGUGGCCCCAGACAACACCAGGAUCUCUCUCAUCACAUUCGGCAACGGCGUCUACGAGGAGGACGCCUUCGACUUCGACACAUACGACGAGGAGGAGGACGUCGUCAACGCCAUCCGUGAUGUUCCCUUCAGGGCGGGCAAUUACACAUCCACAGGGGCAGGUAUAAAAUACAUGCUGGACAAACAGAUGGCCAAGGCUCGACCAGGUGUUGCUCGCAUCGCUAUCGUGUUGACCGACGGACAGAGUCAAGAGUGGCAGAAUACUUACGACGAGGCUAAGUUCGCGCAGGCUGCUGGCGUCUCCAUGUUCGCCAUUGGCGUAGGAAAGGUUGGAAAGCAGCUGUCCAUGGAGGAGCUGGAGAAGAUCGCCGGGAACAGCGACCACGUGUUCGUCGCCGCCGACUACAACGCCCUCAACACCAUCAAGUUCGAGCUGGACAGCAAGACGUGCAUGUCCGUACUGCAUACGUUUGGACAGAUUCCACUGUAGAGUGACUUGAUUCUACAUAUUACGUGAAAGACACGAUGUUCAGUCACAAGAAAAAUAAAACAUUUUUGUUUUGAGAUGAAAAUAAAUUGUUGUUUGAUAGCA
This is a messenger RNA of Gigantopelta aegis, 1444 nucleotides long. Its product is annotated as cartilage matrix protein-like. The transcript has 10 exons. Bases 41 to 1342 code for a protein of 433 amino acids. Lineage: Eukaryota; Metazoa; Mollusca; Gastropoda; Neomphalida; Peltospiridae. The record is from RefSeq and is a predicted model, not a curated record.